Messenger RNA from Amphiprion ocellaris (clown anemonefish), 4121 nucleotides. RefSeq names its product alpha-1A adrenergic receptor-like. NCBI's taxonomy places the organism in Eukaryota, Metazoa, Chordata, Actinopteri, Pomacentridae. Gene Ontology annotation, molecular function: alpha1-adrenergic receptor activity. The transcript is spliced from 5 exons. The record is from RefSeq and is a predicted model, not a curated record. The coding region runs from base 313 to 1662 and encodes 449 amino acids. Gene Ontology annotation, cellular component: membrane. Gene Ontology annotation, biological process: cell-cell signaling; positive regulation of cytosolic calcium ion concentration; adenylate cyclase-activating adrenergic receptor signaling pathway.
GCAGCUCUUCCUGUCUUUUCCUUUUUUUCCGGCUUCACUCGGAACUUUCCCACAUGAGACACUUGGACCAUAAAAGGACACAGAGACCCGAGAACCAGGAACCCGAGGAGGAGCUCCGGGGAGCCCGAACCGAACCGAACCGAGCCGAGCCGAGCCGAGCGGAGCCGAGCCUCCACCUGCUGCCGCUCCGCGCACCUCUCCGGUGAAACGGAGCCUUAUCGGACACUUUGAGCAGUUUCCACCGGCCAGAACCAAACCGCUUCCGAACCAGAACCCUUCAAAGUGAGCGAAAGUCCCGGUCCGUGACCCGCCAUGAGUCUGUGGACUAACGGCUCCUCCGCGGAUCUCUACGACGGGACCGAGGCACCGCUGCAGGACUCUAACUCCUCUUCCAACCGCUCCGGUGUUCCGGGCGCCCCGCUGAACUUGCGCCGGGCGGUGCCGGUCGGGAUGGUCCUGGCGUCCUUCAUCAGCUUCGCCAUCGUGGGGAACAUCCUGGUGAUCCUGUCUGUGGUCUGCAACCGGCACCUGAGGAUUCCCACCAACUACUUUAUCAUCAACCUGGCCAUAGCAGACCUGCUGCUCAGCACCACCGUGCUGCCGGUGUCCGCCACGCUGGAGGUGUUGGACUACUGGGUGUUCGGUCGCAUCUUCUGCGACAUCUGGGCUGCGGUGGACGUCCUGUGCUGCACCGCCUCCAUCAUGUCGCUGUGCGUCAUCUCCAUCGACCGCUACAUCGGCGUCCGCUACCCGCUGCAGUACCCCAUGAUCGUCACCGAGAAGAGGGCGCUGCUCGCCAUGCUGGGCGUCUGGAUCCUCUCCAUCGUCAUCUCCAUCGGCCCGCUGCUGGGCUGGAAGGAGCCGCCGUCACAGGAUGACACCGUCUGUCUGAUCACUGAGGAACCUUUCUACGCCCUCUUCUCGUCACUGGGCUCCUUCUACAUCCCCCUGGCCGUCAUCCUGGCCAUGUACUGCCGGGUCUACGUGGUGGCCAAACGCACCACCAAAAACCUGGAGGCCGGUGUGAUGAAGGAGCGGGCCGAGGGCUCCGGAGAGCUGACGCUGAGGAUCCACUGCAAGAACCAGCAGGUCCAGGAGCUGUGCCCCGCCUCCAAGGCCGGAGGGGGCGGGGCCUCGGCCGCUCGCAGCACGCUAACCGUCAAGCUGCUCAAGUUCUCCAGGGAGAAGAAGGCGGCCAAGACGCUAGGCGUGGUGGUGGGAAUGUUCAUCCUGUGCUGGCUGCCCUUCUUCCUGGCUCUGCCCAUCGGUUCCUUCAACAGCAGCCUUCGUCCUCCUGAGACUUUCUUUAAAGUUAUUUUCUGGUUGGGAUACUUCAACAGCUGCCUGAACCCCGUGAUCUACCCCUGUUACAGCCGCGAGUUCAAACAGGCCUUCAUCCGGAUCCUCCGCUGCCGCUGGAGGAGGAGGCGUCCCGGCUUCCAGACCAACUACAACCACCGAAGCCACCAGAGUUCCAACACCUCCUCCUUCCUGAACGGCAGCCAGCAGACGCUGUCCUCCGUCACGCCCAGCCCCCGUUGCGUCACCUCCAAACCCCGCCCCCCGCCCUGGAGCUCCGCCCCUUCCAGCAGUGAGCUCCUCCCCGGUUCGGCGGCGGGAGGACGGCCGAGCAUGCGCUCUCCGCCCGCUGGCAGGAACUGACUCAGCUGGAGGUCACGUGACUGUACCUGUCCUCCUCGGCGGCUCCCCGGGAAACAAGGCGGAGCUAGCGAAGGUUCCGGAAUGACCUUAAAGAAAAACAACUUUACGGAGCUGAAACCUGAAACACGGUUUAAAAGAGGAUUUAAUGCAGGAAAUGGCUCAAAAUUCUAAUUAAAUGUUAUUAUUUUUAUUAAAUGUCUCUAAAAUAACAAACAUUAAAUCAGUCAGGAAAACGUCAAACUAAAACCUGAGAUGCAAAAUAAACUUAAAGUCACGUUCAGAAAUAUUUUAUUUAUCAGCAAAUUUUUACGUCUAUUUUGGUAAAAAAAAAAAAAAAAAAAGUUGAAGCUCAAACAUAAAAUGAAAUUUAAUCCAAUAAAUCAACAAACUCUCUGAUAAUAGUUUUUAAAAUUUAAACAUUUCCAGUCAACAAGAAAUUAAACUAAAAAAAAAAAAAAGACUUAACCUACUGUUUUUCUGAACUAUGGUGAUGAUGAUUUAGCUUGUUUUGUUUAUUUUCUGUUGUAUUAUUUAAUUUUAUUUAUUUGGCUUCAGAGUUUCAGAGUUUUGUGGCGCCUCCAGCUGAUCGCCAGAGGAACUGCAGCUUCAGAGGGUGGAAAUAUGAAGCAGGUUCAACCAAACCAGACUCUCUUCAUGGUAACUGGAUCAACAAAACUCCAAACUGCAGUCAGAGAACAUUUUAACAAUCAGAGAAAAACACGUUUUCAAGAGACGGAAUUUCUCUGCUGACGCUGUAGCGCCACCUUCAGUCAGAGAGGAAAGUUGUUCUGAUGCAGAAUUAAAGGAAGUUUCUGAGAAUCAGUCCAGAGAGGGAUGCAGCACCGGUUACCAUGGUGAUCUGGCUACCCAACGUCGGUUACCAUGGUGAUCUGACUGUGCUACGUUGGUUACCAUGGUGAUCCGACUACCCGACAUCAGUUACCAUGGCGAUCCGACUACCUGACAUCAGUUACCAUGGUGAUCCGACUACCCAACAUCAGUUACCAUGGCGACCUGACUGAGCAGCAUUGGUUACCAUGGUGAUCCGGCUACCCAACAUUGGUUACCAUGGUGAUCUGACUGUGUGGCAUCAGUUACCACGGUGGUCUGACAUCCCAACAUCGGCUACCAUGGUGAUCUAGCUGCGUGGCAUCGGUUACCAUGGUGAUCUGUCUACCCAACAUCAGUUACCAUGGUGAUCCGACUACCCAACAUUGGUUACCAUGGUGAUCGGACUGCGUGGCGUUGGUUACCAAUGGUGAUCUGACAACCCAACAUCGGUUACCAUGGUGAUCCGUCUGCGCAGCAUCGUUACCAUGGUGAUCUAGCUGCGUGGCAUCGGUUACCAUGGUGAUCUAGCUGCGUGGCAUUGGUUACCAUGGCGAUCUAGCAGGUUAAAACAGAAACAUUUGUGACAUUGAAAAUUCUGAUUUUAAGAUCAACACACUUGCAAACACUCAGAUCUCGCUUCAUAACUCAGCCCUCAGAUGUGUGUGUGUGUGUGGGUAUGUGUGUGUGUGUGUGUGUGUGUGUGUGUGUGUGUGUGUGUGUGUGUGUGUGUGUGUGUGUGUGUGUGUGUGUGUGUGUGUGUGUGUGUGUGUGUGCGCGCACUAACAGUUUCCCUCUGCUUCCAGUGUUUGUGCUAAGCUAGGCUAACCUUGGCCUUGAUGAAAUGAAGAAAUGAAGCAGAUUUCACGUCACGUUUCUCUCUGCUGGUUUGAAGUGUUGCACCUGCAGAUGAUGAUUCAACGGGUUUUAAUGAAACACUUUUUACAGAUUCUGAUCCGUGACCGGCAUGAAACACGUAUGUUCAGAUUCAGAGAGGCCAAGGCACGACAUCAUCGUCUCUGAAACCCACCAGAAUUCAGCUUCAGAAAUCCAACAUUCUGCUGAUGUUUUUUCCUUUAGUUCAUCUGUAAACAUUUUUUUUAAAAGUGGGAAACAUUCAUCAGGUUCCAGAGUGACAUCCUCAGUCUGCUGUGUUUAAACACAUUUUAAGUAUUUUUACACUAUAAAAUAAAUGUGUAGUUAUUUAAUCCUGUACAGAAUCAGAAUUUAUCCACAGCUGCCGUGUCUCCAGGUGGAUUGUGGUCCAGCUUUUAUUUUUUUAUUUCCAUUAACUUUUAUCGCUGUGAUGCUGAUUUGAGCUCCUUUAAACAGACGUUCUGUACAGAUGGAGAUUCAGGUGUGGAAGAUGAAAGGAUUGCUUAAUUACAUGUAGAAAAAAAAAAGAAAGUGAUGUGUAAAUGACACAAAUAUUGCUUGUAUACAUAUUUAUGAAAAGUGAAAUUAUGAAAUCUAUGAAGAAAGAUUUUUGAUCACAAAAUAGAUGAAUAAAUGUUUUUUUCUCCACAGUUUCUCCUGUUUCAGCUGUUAUUUAAAUCUGAUUUUCUAUAUUUUUGCUUUUGUCUCCUAUUUCUUACAGUAAUGAAUUAGCUUCACCUCAAAUUGAAUAAAAC